AUGGCGACUUCAAAGGUAACUUUGAAACUUUUUAUAAACAAAAAGGAACAACGAGUGUUGUUUGCAGAAGCUAGCAAAGAUUUCAUUGAUUUUCUAUUUAGUCUCCUCGUUUUACCAGUGGGCACUGUCAUCAAACUCUCAGGCAAUCAACACACGUUAGAUGGGUUAGCUAAGCUUUACGAAAGUGUCUCAGAUCUUGACAAUGACUACAUACAACCUAACAAGAAUAAGGACAUCAUCUUAAAACCUACAUCUUCGGUUCUAUUCUUUUCUCCUCAUGAAGUCCCUCUCUUGCCUGCUGAAGCGUUUUCAAAACCAUCGCGUGACGACGACAGCUACGAAGAUGGAUAUUACUAUCAUCCCGCUCGACGUAAUGCAAGGGAACGAGGAUUCGUAAUGGGAUUGGUGAAGUACAUGGUGAUGGAUGAUCUUGGUGUGUCUCCAAUGCCAACAUUCUCCACUUUGCUAAACAAGUUCAUCAAGGAUUUGGAUGCACUAGAGGAGAAGGUUAUUAAUAUCGGCAUGAAUGAGGGCUUGGAACUAUUGAAGCAUUCAUUGAAUUCUAAGACUGUGCUGACGGAUGUCUUCCUUGGUGAAGUGAUUAUUCUGAAUGAGAAUAUGAAAAGACCUAAAAGUUCUCGUAAUUGA
This is a messenger RNA of Helianthus annuus (common sunflower), 648 nucleotides long. RefSeq lists its product as uncharacterized. The record is from RefSeq and is a predicted model, not a curated record. NCBI's taxonomy places the organism in Eukaryota, Viridiplantae, Streptophyta, Magnoliopsida, Asterales, Asteraceae. The transcript is spliced from 2 exons. Bases 1 to 648 code for a protein of 215 amino acids.